Molecule: messenger RNA, 2773 nt
Organism: Cladocopium goreaui
Lineage: Eukaryota; Dinophyceae; Suessiales; Symbiodiniaceae
Source: the annotation of a GenBank genome assembly
AUGCGGCAGGUGUCAAUUGUGUCGCUCCGUGCACGGCAGGUGUUCAGCCACAGCCGCGUCGCUCAGCAGCGUUUGGGCCUUGUCCGUUGGGUUUCGACUUCGACGUCGAGCGACCGCUCCGUGUGUUUCGUGGCACGGACGCGAUUGGGCCUGGAGCCUUUGCUCCUGGCAGAGCUCCAAAAAGUCGAGGACUUCGACGGUGAUGCCGUCAGUCCCCUGACUGAAGCCCAGGAAGCAGUGCCCCGCGGUGGUUUAGUGAUGCCGGAGGGAAAGGAAGCAGAAGGCGCAGUGGAAAUCCACGGAGCUUGGUCCAAUCUCUACCGAAUUCUGCGUUGCUCUUUGGUCCAAAGUGUUUGGCUUCGAGUGGGGCCCUGUUUUCAAUGCAACGAGCUCAGUGAUUUGGAGACUGCAGUGCAAGAAGCUCCAUGGGAAGACUUCUUGGACCUGCAGCAGCUUGGUCCCAUUGUGACAUGGGAGCGAGAGUCGCGGUUAGAAGCUGCAGAUGUCAGGUCUCUUCUCCGGCGUUUGCUGCGGGACUCCGCUGACAACUCCACCACGCCUUCCCCGAUGACCCUCCGAGCUGUGCUACAUCGGAACCAGUGUUCGUUGGAGCUCCUGUGUGCCACACAGCUGGGGCACCGGGACUUGUUACAGGUUCCGGCACCAUCGGCACCAGCGGCACCAUCUCCCUCGACUGCCUCGACUGCACGCGGUGGAAAAGUACCCGGCUGGCCCAGCCAGGUUGCCAGCCGGGUUCCUCCAUCGCUCAACUGGUCCUUCACAUCGCCUUCCAUCUCUCCGUCGCCACUUCCUAAGAAAUCUCAGGACGUGGAUGGGACUUUUGUCGCUGCUUUGGUGGCACAGAUUCCACAACGAGCUUUUCAUUCGAGUCUCAUUUGGGAUCCUUUCUGCAGGAGUGGCCAGGUGCUUCUAGAAGUGUUGUCCACGGUUGCACAGCUGCCCCUGCACAACGUGGAAGACAUGCCCUGCGCGCGGCUCCGGCCACACAGGCCACAAGAAGCCAAAAACAUUUUGGAAGCUGCAGAGGAGAAGGCACGCGGCAUGAUGUUAGUGGGCUCAGACCGCAGUGUGGCGGCCAUCUUGCACGCACGUGAUCGAUUUCGGAAGUGCUCAGACCUCUUUCAGCACAUGCAGAAAACCAAGGUUUCUUCGGCGAGAGAAGUCACACCAAGUUCAAAUGAAAGUUCAGCUGAGGCAACACCUGUCAAGUUGGGCCAUGCGUCAAAGCCGACCAAAGCGCGCGGCAAAAGAAAACCAUUGCGUGGAGAGAAGCAAACCGCAUUGAAUGAGUCAGAGAUUUCGGAGAUGUUUUGUUUCUCAACGGCGGAUGGCACCGAGCUGGGCAUCAAUUUGCCUUGCGAAGUGUCUUUGAAUGCAGCGACAUUUGAAGAUCUCGCUCCAUUCCUGUCGGGUGCAUUGGUCGUCACCCGCGUGCCCAGUGAGGCGCAUCGUCUGGGCUGCACGGCUCGAAUGGCACGUCUGUACCGCGACUUCGGGCAUUUUCUCGCUGCGCGGAAGGACAACAUGGUGGGAGCCUUUGUUUUGGUCGACAACCCUGUGUUUCGCCGACAGACGCGCUUGGCUUGGCAGACUUUGGGCCACUUCCGCGCGGCCAAUCAGAGAAGAUGGUGGUUGCUCUACUGGUCUGCCUUGAGACCACAUGGCCAUGGCGGCCAUGGCGGCCAUGGCGGUCACGGCGAAACCGAUGCAGAGUGGGAGCAGGAUCAGAAGCGCUUCAGACGCUGGGAAAGAUCUCCCAGGCGGCGAACUCUUCAGCGCCGGCGUGGCAAACACGUGGUGAAAGCCAAGGAUACCAAGACAGAGGGUGAACCUUUGGUGGCGUUGAAGAUCAUUCGCUCCAACGAUAUGAUGAAAAAAGCUGCAGAGAAAGAAGUGGAAAUCCUCCAGACGCUGAACAACGCAGACAAAGCCAACAAGAGACACAUCGUGCGACUCAUCGAGACUUUCUACUACCGAAAGCAUAUUUUCAUGGUCUUCGAGUGCAUGGCUGAAGAUCUCCGCGGAGCUUUGAAGAAGUACACCAAGAAUCGUGGGAUGUCCCUUCCAGCUGUGCGGGCAUACACCAAGCAGCUUUUGAUCGGAGUGAGGCACAUGCACAAGUUCAGCAUUAUCCACGCUGACUUGAAGCCAGACAAUAUCCUCAUUAGUCAGGACGUAAAGCUUUGUGAUUUCGGCACUGCCAUUGAACAGAAAGACAUCAGCGUCUCCCCGUAUUUGAUGAGUCGGUUCUACAGACCUGCAGAGGUCAUUCUCGGUUGUGAGUACGGGGUGCCUGUAGAUGUCUGGGCUCUCGCUUGCACCCUCUACGAGAUUUUCACAGGGAAGACCCUGCUGCAGGGAAAGACAAACAAUGACAUGCUGAAGCGGAUCAUGGACCUCAAGGGUAAGAUCCCAAAGAAUGUGAUCAAGAAGGGUGCCGUGUGGAAGAACCACUUUGACGAGAAUUUGGAUUUCAAAUUUAUUGACAAAGACUCCAUGACCGGUGAAGAAAUCACCCGGGUCAUCACUGACAACAACUGCAAGAGGGAGCUCAAGGAGUUUCUUUUGGAUCGUGUGGGUUCAGAAAAGCAAAAGUCCCAAGAGAGAGAGGACCAGCAAUACGUGAAGAAAACGAUACACUUCGCGGAUUUGCUGGACAAAAUGCUCGCACUUGAUCCUGACAAACGAAUCACAGCCGAUGAUGCCUUGAGACAUCAUUUUGUGGAGGAUCCCAAAGCCUUGAAGGCUGCAG